AUUGCUUCAGAGGUUUAUUCAAAACAAUUUUGGACUCGACUCGAUUUUAUUCGCGAGUUGAUUUGGAGCCUGGUGUCAACCUCCCUCAAGUGUUGUAAGACUGGAACACGGGUCAAAGAUAUCGCGCGAAGAAUGCUCUCAGAAAGUGAGGACAGCACUUGCCAGCCGUUAAGUUCAAUUUUUCUCCUCCCCUGCCUGAUUGAUCAUCCACUUCUAACUUCUCCGAACGCCCUGCUGCAUCAAGGUGGAUGCGGACGGGUAGAGCCUUCCGACCUGGAUUUCCUGCUGGUUCAACCUAGCUCGACCACGAGACACUGAGAGUGAACGAGCUUUGUCAAUGCAAUGAUUCAGAACGUGCAAA
Messenger RNA from Guillardia theta CCMP2712, 361 nucleotides. RefSeq lists its product as hypothetical. The transcript has a single exon. Lineage: Eukaryota; Cryptophyceae; Pyrenomonadales; Geminigeraceae. The record is from RefSeq and is a predicted model, not a curated record. Bases 133 to 318 code for a protein of 61 amino acids.